This is a messenger RNA of Zasmidium cellare ATCC 36951, 552 nucleotides long. RefSeq lists its product as uncharacterized. The record is from RefSeq and is a predicted model, not a curated record. The transcript has a single exon. Bases 1 to 552 code for a protein of 183 amino acids. NCBI's taxonomy places the organism in Eukaryota, Fungi, Ascomycota, Dothideomycetes, Mycosphaerellales, Mycosphaerellaceae.
AUGUCACCUCUCACCCUCGUCCUAACCCUGACAACCCUCCUCCUCACCUCAGCAUCCGCAUCCGCCCAAGACGAAGGCCUCAUCUCCAUCCUCCCCUCCUACCCACCACCCCCAGAACCAACCUGCACAACAAUCAUAACCCACCCACCCGGCUGCUGUCCCGCCCUCCCCGCCCACACCACAACCAGCUACACAGCCUGCGGCCCCUGCGCCCUCGCCAUCACCACCGCCGGCCCCAUGUGCAUGAUGUACUGCGGCACAUCCACACGCACGGACCCCUCCAAAACCACGACCAUCACCGCCUGCGCGCCGUCGUUCACGACCAGCUGCACCAAGGACGUGCCGUGUACGAAGACUGUGACGGAGAGGAACCCUUUCCCCUGUGGGGAUUGUGGGGUUGGGAGUGUCGAUGUUACGACGGGGGUGGAUUGUGGGGGUUGUGGGUUGGCGACGGUGACGGAGGAGGGGGGUGUGGGCGUUUGUGUUUGUCCGACGGAGAGGGUCACGAGGGUUGUUGGUGUUUGUGUGGAUGCUGUUGUUACGGGGGUUUGA